AUGUCAAGGUGCUGGCCUGCUUUGUACACAGGACAGGCGUGCUUGCUCUACAACAUCAUUUUCGGUCCGAUUGUCUUGAUAAUUCAUGCCUUGAGGAUCUAUCUUCCACCGUGCCUUUAUAUCUACGCAUGGCGAGCCUACUGGCAUCUUGGUGGCUGCUGCUCCUCCUUUUUCGUGGAUCAGGAGUUUCCGCCGAACGAUGCUUCGCUUGGCAAGGUUUCUGGUGACACCGCCAAUGAGUCCAGCGGAAAGCAAGGCGGUGGCACAGUUUGGGUGCGAGCAAUGCACUUCUCCAGGAAUAGUGGAGCCCAGCCAUCUCAUCCGACCCUUGGAGAUUCGCAGAUGCACUUAUUUGAGGGCAAAAUCGAGGCACAAGAUAUUUUGCAGGGUGCUUUGGGUGACUGCUGGUUGCUGGCCGCCAUGGCAGCCUUGGCCGAGCAUGAGGGCUCCAUCAAUCGGCUUUUCCAAGAGUCCUGCGUUCAGCCUGACGGGAAAUACAAAAUCAAGUUGUUUGAUCCUCAAAUGAAGCAGUGGAAAGUCAUCAUCCUAGAUGAUUUUGUGCCAUGCGUUGCUGAUCAACAAGACUCUGACGGCGUGGCAAGAUGUGCUGAUGGUACUCCCAAGGCCAUGUACGCGCGACCUCAUGGUAAAGAGAUUUGGACAAUGCUGCUGGAAAAGGCCUUUGCAAAGCUUUGCGGUAGCUAUGCCUCCACAGAGGCCGGUAUCACCGAAUGGGGAAUUUCGGCCAUGACGGGUGGAAGUGCCUGGCGAUAUGAGCGGGGAGACGGCAAGUGGGACCGCCUGGAUCUUGUGGCAGAGGAAUCGCAGGACAAACGAGCAUGUGGCUUCAGACAUACGGGAGAGUCGCACGAUGACGAGGAGUUCUUUUUGUUGCUACGGUACUAUCAUCGACAAGGAGCUGUACUUUGCUGCGGAGGCGUCAAGCCAGCUGGCCAACAGCAAGGCCUUGUGGUGGGACAUGCAUUCUCACUACUGCAGGUACGUGCAGUUUACACUAGCUGGCACUCAGAAGAGUUCUUCCGCAUGGUGCAGAUUCGAAAUCCGUGGGGCACCGGAGAGUGGAAGGGGCCCUGGUCAGAUGCCUCGCCUUUGUGGGAGAAAUACCCGCAUGUGCGAGACACCUUAUUGCAGUCUCGGGCCAGAGACGACGGAACCUACUGGAUGCAAUGGGAAGACUUUUGUCAACUCUGGGGGUACGUUGGCUGCGUAGAUUAUGGCAGCGGUAUCUUCUCCAUGAGGCUUCCUAUCUUCUCGGAGGAAGAAGCUGCUGGCCCAGUCAAGGCGUGCUGCCUUGGCUGUGCUCGCUUUUGGUGUCUAUGUGAGGGCCCUCGCCAUUUCUUCUGCUCUCACCAGGCUUCUGCAGAGCAUGUGGAGAGUGAAGUUUUCCGGCGCAGCUUCGGCCCUGCCCUCAUGGCACGGGCACGCACGCUGCAUUUUGCUGUUAUCUGGCGGGUUGUGAUCCACGCGGAGCGUAUUGCCGGCUGUGUGAGCGGGAUAUGGUACGGAGCUUUGUUUGCCAUGUUCGGAAAUUCGGCAAUAGGUCACCUUGCAUUCCUGGCCUCGCGACUCGGCCCUCCCUCGCUAGACGAUCAGCAGGGCGUCCUGGGAGUUUUGUAUUGUCGGAAGCUCUUUGCGGGCAUCUCGACCCGGCAAUCCAUGAUGCAGGCUGUAACAGCGAUUCCUGCCAUAGCAACCGGCAUCGUCGAAGCAGCGCUUCCGCGCAUCUGGGCUGUUGUGCAGCCCAUUGUCGAUCCUUUCAGCGAUGAGAAGGAGGGCGAUAAAGAGACCGGAUGGUGCAAGAUGAUUCCAAGAGUGCUCCGCGUGUUCUACUGGUCAGAUGUCGUAACGGUUGCGACUGUGGCCCACAGCUUGUACUUCGUGUGCGACGUGCCCUUGAGGACUUGGCUGAUAGGUGGACUUUUGCUGGGUUUUCCUGUCACUGACCUGGUGCACCGUAUGGUCAUGAAGGAUGAUCCAAGAACCAAAGUCGUCCGCUUCACCAUCAAGAAGAUCCGGGGAGGUGCGCAUCCAGAGAAUUUCAAGCUCGACACAAUCGUACUCUACAACAGGUGCGGGGGCGCUAUCCAUCGCUCCCUUGUAGAUGAACGGCACGAAGGAAACUACUGGUUUGUGGAAAUACGUGAUGGUCCAGAGCUGGUGACGGGGUACCAAAUCGUCACCCACAGGACUGAGGGUCCAGAGUGUGAUCCUAGCUCCUGGAUUGUGGAGGGUUCCGUGGAUGGCGUCACCUGGUACAUGAUCGACGAGUGCUCAAGUGAGUCUUUGCCUAGACAGAGAGAAGCGGCUUCUCAGCAGUUCGACGACCUGAUGCAUAUGCCUGAUGCUCAGGCGGCAUUCCGCCAGGGCUUCCUUGCUGAAGCUGCAGCUUGUGCAGGCUCAUUCGCUUGGUUGCUUCUGGGAACUUCUUGGGUGAGUGCUGGUACCGAAGCAUGCGUGGAUUCCGCGCCUUACCUCUGGUACUGGAGCUAUUUUCUCGUCGUCGUCCUUUGGUCUUUUCUGGGGACGGUCACCAUCGGCCUCAUUACAUGUGCCGUGGCUAUGAUCAUCGUCGGAGGGAAGACUACGUAG
Molecule: messenger RNA, 2610 nt
Organism: Symbiodinium natans
Lineage: Eukaryota; Dinophyceae; Suessiales; Symbiodiniaceae
Source: the annotation of a GenBank genome assembly